ACAUACUGACAGUAGCCAGAGCUCGAUGCGGACGUACCGCGUCUGAGCUAGUGCUUUUUCUAUCCAAUUAUUUGGGGGUUGUUUUUGUUUUUCAGGGCCUUUUUUUUGUUGUUGUUGAAUAUCGUAGCAGACGCGUGCGCGACCACCUGCGCCAAAUUUGCAAUCGCAACAACGACCCACGUUGAUUAAAAAAAAAAAACAGGCGUAACUCCAACUGUGGGAAGUAAAAGAAACAAUACAAAUCUGGGUCUUGUGUGUAUUUAUUUGAAUUCCUGCGUGUUCGACGAUAGGAAACGGAUGAAACAGAUGACAGUCCAUCUGAUUUGUUAUCUCUAAAGAAAAGAAGAGAAUUUUGGGUUCUCUCCGAGACGAGUUGUGUUGUUCACAUUCGCAGAAAAUCAAAGGCGAAAACAAGUUUCGUGGAAAGGACGAGGUAAAAGUUGACUAUAUCGAUCAGAUGAUGUGCUUCUAGCAGCAAAAUCACAGUGAGAAUUCGAUAACUUUGCUUGCCAUCAUCUUCGCCUGUGCUUGUUAUCGCCGCAAAACGUGUGCACGUUACCAGCUCAGUGCAGCGCGAGAAGAAAAGUAGUAUUGAACCUGCCACUAGUGGUGCGCACCAAAACUUGGCAAAACUCUCCGGAAAGGUGAAAAACAACAUGACCUUCACCUGAAUAAUUGACUUUCUUGUUUCUUCUUUCUGCAUUAACUUGGCAACAAACCGACAAAAUAAAAUACAAAAAAAGUUGCGGGAAAUUGAUUUACAGACGUGCCGAUUCUUCGUGACGGGCGAGGUGCACGCCAUUCGUUUGGGUACGGUCAACUUGGGCUCCUCAUCUCGUCAAUCUUCAAUCUUUUCUCUUCAUCAUAUUUUCAAGCAGAAUUUUUUUUUCUCUCUCUCUCUUUCACCGAAUUUACCGGCAACUACCAUGGGAACAGCAUCGUACCAUCCAGUUUCUUCAUCGUCUCCGCCUCUGCUCCGGAUCAUCAUCUUCUUCCUGUCCUUGUCGACCGUGCUAAGCCAAGGAAUGAAGAACAAUCAGCAGCAGAACAUCAACUUUCGCGAGAAAGAGAAACAGAUUUUGGACAAAAUUCUGGGCACGCAGUAUUACGACAGGCGGAUUAGACCGGCCGGCGCUAAUGGAACAGAAGGACCGGCCGUUGUGGACGUCAAUCUCAUGUUCCGCAGUUUCCCGACUAUCAGCGACAACAAAAUGGAAUACAGUACGACCAUCACCUUUAGAGAGGAAUGGCUGGAUGAACGUCUAAGGUUCGACGAUUUCAGAGGUAAAUUGAAGUACCUGACGCUUACCGAUCCAGAUAAGGUCUGGAUGCCUGAUCUGUUCUUCUCCAACGAACGCGAAGGCCAUUUUCAUAACAUCAUCGUACCCAAUGUCUACGUUCGAAUCUUCCCAAACGGAAACGUCCUGUACAGUAUCAGGAUUUCUUUGACGCUGUCGUGUCCGAUGAACCUCAAGUUGUAUCCACUCGAUCGUCAAAUGUGUUCUCUACUUAUGAUCUCUUAUGGUUGGACAACUGAAGAUUUGGUUUUCCAAUGGAGGAAAGGUGACCCUGUUCAAGUAGCCAGCAACAUGCAUCUGCCUCGUUUCAUGCUCGAACGUUACGAGGCUGAUUAUUGCCAUAGUGUUACUAACACAGGAGCGUAUUCGUGCCUGAAAGUGAAUUUGAUGUUCAAACGCGAGUUUUCUUACUACCUGAUUCAAAUCUACAUUCCGUGCUGCAUGUUGGUCAUCGUUUCGUGGGUAUCCUUCUGGCUGGAUGCCAAUGCCGUUCCGGCUCGCGUCUCGCUCGGGGUCACCACUCUACUUACCAUGGCCACCCAGACGACUGGUAUCAACAACUCACUUCCACCCGUCUCCUACACUAAGGCCAUUGAUGUUUGGACUGGUGUUUGUUUGACGUUCGUCUUCGGGGCGCUGCUCGAGUUCGCGCUGGUGAAUUACGCCUCACGAUCAGACGCCCACCGAGAGAAAUUGAAGAAACAGAGACGUCAAUGGGAAAUGGAGCGUGAAAGAGAACGUCAAGCGGCUUUCGAAGCAGCUGCUCAAGCACAAGCCCAAGCCCAAGUCAGCGAUAAUCGUUUAGACGAUGGAAUUACAACUUUUGCAUACAUGAAAUCACUGCCUCGUCUGAGAGGUGAAUGCCCGAUGGCAGUAGACAAACGUUACGAGUUCCAUUUGGCCGCAGGAAGCGGUCAUCACCAUUCCAGUUGUUGGAGAUCGUGGAUCUCUAAAUUUCCGUCUCGUUCCAAGCGCAUUGACGUCAUGUCGCGGAUCAUUUUCCCCGUUGUCUUUGCUCUCUUCAAUUUCGCUUAUUGGGGGACGUACCUUUUCUUCGAAAACGAAGACGAUUGAAGAUGCACUUCUGGCUAAUUGACGAUUUCCCGGCCAUUUAAUUCUUUAUUUAUUUAUUUAUUUUUCGUUCACACAUUUGGUGAAAAUUAUCCAGCACGUGAAAAUUGCGUCAUUCACUUGUCAUCCCUUUCGAUCGUGUUGGCAGUGGUGAAAAAUCUGCGAACCAAAAAAAGCCGUUCUUUUUAUAUAUUUAUACAUAUACAUAACGGGAUAACAAUUAUAACAAAUUAACUAUAUAUUAGUCGUCUUCACCUGUAACGCACGCACACACUGAUUGUCUUAGGGGGUUUCAGACAGCGCCGAGGUGUGUCCGCUCGUUUUGGGGGUCAUCAAACUCUUAUACCAUUUUUGCUUUUUCGGCUCAACUUUUGCUCGCUCGCGCAACAGAAUCGGUGAAAAAUCAUGUCUAUAUGCUGUAUGUAAAACGAUGCUAUUCGUAAACCCUUCUUGAUUGUAUUUUUUUAUUACUCUUAUCAACCACCCGCAUAAAAAAAAAAGAACCCCAUCCAACUGUAGACGUCAAAACAUUGAUCUGUCCUCUUUCUAUCGUCAUGUAUUUUUCAUUGAGUUCGUGAUGGGCAAGAGAAAGUUACACUAUGGUCUUAACAUCUUACGAGACAAUCUAACAUCAAUCGUGAUUUAAUAUCUUCAUGUUUUUGUGCAUCUCUCAAAUCUGAUUUCCUUUUUUAUCCCUUUCGAAAUUGAUUAACUGCGAAGUCCGAUGCCGACACAGAACGCAUCAAAAACUAUACAGCCUUUAAAGAAGGAAUUGUUUUGAAGAUGCAAAUCAAGACUUUAACUCUCCCCCCAUUUUACAUUGUUUUCGCAAUGAUGUUUUCUUAGUGUACCGAUUAUACGUUUACUUUAGCACCUUUCGUAAACGUAUAAUCAGUUGAAGAUGAACUCAAAUGAUGAAAUCCAUACAUGAGGAUAUGAACACUCGACGAACGGAAAUAGCUGAGAUGAAUACCUUUACUGUGCACUCUGUAAAAAAACAAAACACACAAAAAAAAAAUAAUAAUAAUAAUAAUUAAAAUGUUUCUCAAAAACUUGAGAAAGAAACUAACGUGAACCAAAUGAUGAAUACAUAUGAAAACAUUCGCUGUUUAA
Daphnia magna is the source of this 3482-nucleotide messenger RNA. RefSeq names its product glutamate-gated chloride channel. The record is from RefSeq and is a predicted model, not a curated record. Gene Ontology annotation, molecular function: extracellular ligand-gated monoatomic ion channel activity; chloride channel activity; neurotransmitter receptor activity. Gene Ontology annotation, biological process: chemical synaptic transmission; nervous system process; regulation of membrane potential. The transcript is spliced from 13 exons. Gene Ontology annotation, cellular component: neuron projection; membrane; synapse. NCBI's taxonomy places the organism in Eukaryota, Metazoa, Arthropoda, Branchiopoda, Diplostraca, Daphniidae. The coding region runs from base 927 to 2372 and encodes 481 amino acids.